Xenopus tropicalis (tropical clawed frog) is the source of this 1777-nucleotide messenger RNA. Its product is annotated as 5-hydroxytryptamine receptor 3A. The coding region runs from base 180 to 1550 and encodes 456 amino acids. Gene Ontology annotation, biological process: monoatomic ion transmembrane transport; monoatomic ion transport; serotonin receptor signaling pathway. Gene Ontology annotation, cellular component: membrane; postsynaptic membrane. The transcript has 11 exons. Gene Ontology annotation, molecular function: extracellular ligand-gated monoatomic ion channel activity; transmembrane signaling receptor activity; monoatomic ion channel activity. The record is from RefSeq and is a predicted model, not a curated record. NCBI's taxonomy places the organism in Eukaryota, Metazoa, Chordata, Amphibia, Anura, Pipidae.
AAGGACUGGAGCCCAAAACUGCACUGCAUACUCAAGGUACUGGACAAAUACUGUAGAUACAGGGGUGCUGCUACCAUGAGAGUCAAGAGUACAGAAUCUACUUCUCUAAGACACUUUCCGAAAUAAAAAUUUAAUACCAUCAAGCAAGCUGAAUUCAACCUCUAUCAAACAGACUUCAGAUGCUUACGAUACUGGUGCUUCUUUAUCUUGGAUGCGCAGUGACACAAUGUCAGAAGACAUGUGGCUAUUACAAUGUCACGGAUGCUCUGGGCGUACUGCAAUUAUCUCCUACUCUAGUAUACUUACGUCCUGUCACAGACUGGAGAGAGCCUACAUAUGUUACAUUAGACAUGACCUUCAGAAGUGUCCUGCAAAUGGAUGAGAAGUUACAAACGCUGUCUUCACUCAUGGACAUUGAAAUGACGUGGGAGAACCAGCUUCUUUCCUGGGAUUCAGAAGAAUUCUGUGGCAUAUCAAGAGUUUCCAUUCCCGAGAGUACAAUCUGGAUCCCGGAUAUAUAUAUUUCAGAAACAAUAGAGGACAACUCUCUUGAUGUGUUAUAUGUGCAUCUCUAUAAUAAUGGCACAGUGCAGAGAACAAAAACCCUGAACGUCAUGACCACAUGCACCUUGGACCUAUAUAAAUUUCCAUUUGAUGAACAGAAAUGUAACUUAACAUUUGGUAUAAGCACAAAUCCUGUUAAGGAUGUGAUCCUGGCUUCUGGCCUCAAAGCAGGCAAUAUUACGUUACUAUCCAAAGCUACUUUUACUACUGGCGAAUGGUCCUUACAGAAUGUUAAGGUUUUUCCCUUGAAUAUCUCUAAAAAUGGGGAGACAUGGAGUAAAAUGAUUUAUCAGAUCAGUAUAAAAAGGGCUCCAAUGAUGUAUGUCAUUAACCUCAUCAUCCCAGCCUGCCUUCUUGUUGUGGUGGAUGUUGCCAGUAUGUUUAUUCCAAUGGAAGGAGGUGAACGUCUUGGAUUUAAGAUUACAGUUGUCCUUGGAUUCUCUGUGCUUCUGCUUAUUCUGAAUGAUUUUCUACCCAACACAGAUACUCCUCCCAUACUAGGUGUUUUCUGCAUGGUGUGCUUAUUAAUCAUGAUUGUCAGCAUUAUAGACUCAAUAUUUAUAGCCUACAUGCUGCACCUUUCUGCUGUUCGACCAGAAGUACCCCACUGGUUAAAGCUAUGGGUACUGAAGCGUUUGGCUUUUCUUGUCCGAAUUCCAACAAAUGAAAGAAAACUGGGAUCCAACAUUUUGGGCCAUGAAAACACAGCAGUGAUUGAAAAAGCAGUUUCCCUCCCUGAACAGGAGAAUUCCACAAGUAAACAGGUCUCAAAGGAAUUUAAAGACAGUAUGGAAAUAAAACUGCUCAAAAAGCUUCUUCGAGAGUUGCUUCUGGUACGGCAACACCUUAUUGUAACAAAACAAGAGGAGGAAGACAAGUCUGAAUGGCAUAUGGUGGCCUUUGUUCUAGACCGAUUCAUUCUCAUCCUUUACCUGAUCAUUGUAACCCUUAUUGCAGUAAUUAUGGUAUCAGUUUGGGUGGCAUGACAUACAGUAACUUUGCUGAAUUCGCACUGUAUAUUUUAUUUAUUUAUGCCACUAUCCCUGUGCUUUCUUGUUCGUUAAAAAUGUAUCUCUAUUUUGCCUGCUGGGUCAGUCUACUUAGGGUGAGGGAGGGCCUAUGAAGAUCCCUUGGAUGAGGAAUGCUCAUUGUAUUAUAAUAUAUUCUACACAUUGGCCUGUGAACAUUAAAAUAUUAUGCCAUGCUCAAAAUA